AUUUCAUCUUUGACAUUUCUGGAAUUUUCCUGCUGUCAAGAGGAAGCCUUGCCGAGCAUGUUUAUUUUGUAAAACGAAAAACCAAAAACCUUAGAAUAAACAACAUUUGUUCGACGCGAAAAUAACAUUAACGAUUCGGUGUGGCGUCAGAAUGUCUGCGACGACAGAGCGCGGCAAUAGCGGGCGCGGUGGUAUUACACGUGUCCUCGCGAAGUUAGAGGCCUCCGUCGCGAGCGGAAACUACUACGAGGCCCAUCAGAUGUAUCGCACCCUCUACUUCCGAUAUGUCGGCCAGAAAAAGUUCACAGAAUGCUUAGACCUGCUCUACAACGGCGCGAUCACCUUUUUGAAUCGCAAUCAACAAAGCAGCGGAAUUGACUUGGCGAUUUUGGUCGUGGACACGCUGGAGAAGUCGCAGGAGAAGAACCACGAACUCUGGAUACAACGAAUGGGGGAGCUCCUGGCGAAAACCAGCCCCGCCGCGGUGGAACGAGAAACAUUGAUUACCCGCGCCGUGAAAUGGAGUGCGGACAUCUCCAAAAACCAACUCGGCCACCCGCUAAUGCAUAAACUCAUUGCGCGGAUCAUGUGGUCCGAGGGAAAUAUCGAGCUGGCGCGGCAUCACUACUUGCUCUCCCGCGAUGGGGUCAGUUGCGGCGAAAUGCUGGUGCACCUGAGCCGCAACAAAGGAUAUCCGUCCGAGACAGAUCUCUUCAUCGCUCAAAUCAUCCUGCAGCAGCUCUGCCUGAAGGAGACCAAAAUAGCUAGCGAAACAUUCGAGACCUACACCAAGUACCACCCCAAGAUCGCCCGUACGGAGCCGCCGUUUGUGAUGCCACUUUUGAAUUUCAUAUUCUUCCUGCUGAAGGCAAUCGAAACGAACGGCAAACUAGCCAUGUUCAAAGCACUCUGUGAUCUCUACAAAGCUUCGCUGGACCGCGACCCCUCCUACGAGAAAUACCUGCAGAAAAUCGGGAUAAUAUUCUUCGGUGCUCAGCCGCCGCAGCAGCCUGGCAUGGGCGGGCUGUUCGGCAACUUAUUCACUAGAAUGUUCCAGAGCAUGAACGAGGAGGAGGAUGCAAUGCCACAACAACAGCACCAGCAGCAGUCUGGGAGUGGUGGCGGUCCGAACACGAGGUCCAGGAGAAACGACGCGUCUUCGGAGUUAGACUAAUUGAGGUUCUGCCGCAGCCACCGCGGAUUGCAAUACACGAUUUUGGUUUUUAAAUUAGUUUUUUGAUGAUUUUUCUUUUUGAUUAAGCGAAAGGAGGACGAUAGCGAAAAAAAUCGUUGAAGAGACACGCACGGAGCGUGAAUAUCCGGUAGCUGUGAAAAUGUGGAAAAGAAGCGGCUACACAGGAGAACCAGAGAAAUAUUCAAAAUUUGGAAUUGUUUUUGCUGCUUUUUUUGUAUGCGUAAAAUAAGAGAAUGUUAGUUGAGAAGAAAA
Hermetia illucens (black soldier fly) is the source of this 1447-nucleotide messenger RNA. RefSeq names its product Golgi to ER traffic protein 4 homolog. Lineage: Eukaryota; Metazoa; Arthropoda; Insecta; Diptera; Stratiomyidae. The record is from RefSeq and is a predicted model, not a curated record. Gene Ontology annotation, cellular component: cytosol; BAT3 complex. The transcript has 2 exons. Gene Ontology annotation, biological process: protein insertion into ER membrane. Gene Ontology annotation, molecular function: protein binding. The coding region runs from base 152 to 1174 and encodes 340 amino acids.